ACCGUGUGCGCGUUACGUAUGUAGUAGAGGCGCGGGGAACGACUGACUGCAGGAAGCACUUUCGUAAAUUGCAUCCGGGUCGAUUGGACGAGGAUCUCGUAGUGCGACACUGGGAGCGAGAAGCGCCACUGAUUAGUAUAGAGAGACGUGUCUGUGCCGCCUAGGUACCACGUGCGUGCAGAUACUGCCAUUCCCAGCAUCUCUGCCUACUAUCAGGAUUAGGAGCAGGCUUUUAUGAUGUCUGGCCAAAAUGUUCCCCGAAGCUCAAAUAAAAAAACACAGAAUCCAAGUGCGUUAAAGAAGCCAGAAACUAAGAAGACGGACACCACAAAGAAACCAGACAAUCGGAAGAUUAACCCCUCCACUGCUCCAGGGACUCUGGAUGAACACAUCAGGAAAUCCAUUUUUUAUUUGAAAGAUUAUAUGCGCAGAAAAGACAGGGAGCCUCUGAUUGGUUUGGAAUAUGUUCUUGAAUAUAAAGUUCGAAAAGGAAACAAAGUUGUACCAAAAUAUAUCUGUGAGCUAUGCAAACAUGACACAGAGGUGGUUAGUAUGGUGCUACAUUUGACCGGCUACAAACACAAACAUCUUUAUCUUAAAACGGAGUAUCCAUAUAUUUUUUACGUUCCACCUAACCGCAGAGAAGACCAGUCUCAGUUUGUGAGAAGAAUGGCACUGGAAAUAGAUCGGGAAGAGGGGAUAAAGAUGUACAAGGUUGAUAAAACUGUGAGGGUGCAAUCGAAGACUCCAGCCAAACAAUCCAAAAGAAAAACAAGAUGGGGCACUGAAGACGGUCAGAGUAAAACAAGAAUGAAUAAAGCUCUGGAAUAUUUGGACUCACUUAAAAUUGACAAUGACCGUGAAGCAUUGGCCAUCACAUUGCUCACAAACAAGCUGACAUCUGACAUAAAGAUAUGUACAGAAAAGAUAAAAGAAGGGGCUGUCUUUCUUGUCAAAGUUGCCAGGGCACAGCAUGUGGCCAUGGGUCUAAUGCAAACUGUUUCUGGGGCGAGGAAAACCUUUCAGAACCCAAUGCUUACUAAGCCACCACAAAUUAACAGAGGACCUCUAGAAACAAAUACCAUGCAAGAUGGUCUUCGUGGGCCAAAUAUGCAUCGCAUUGCCCAAACAAAAAUGACACCAAAUGCCUCCGUUCCACAGAAGCCACAACAGUUUCCAUUUGUUCCAUCAAACCAAACACAAAAUAUUCAAAACCUUUCAAUGCUCAAUCAAAAUGACCCAAGCACUGAAGAUCUUGAGUUUAUGAAGAAAUUAAUGGAAUUGCUUAAUUUUCUUCCAGAAAACACUUUAUCUACUGAAAAUGUAGAGAUUGAUUCCGAAUUAAUGAUGUUAAAAUCGUUACUGCUAGACCAAACACUCAGCUCUGACCUUUCACAGGAGCAAAUGAUGAUGCAAAUUGCCGCUCUGACACAGGAUGCUGGAAAUACAGAUAUGGGUUCUCUCAAUCAGCAACUGAUGACGUUAAUGACAUCACACAAUUCCGCAGAUAUGGAAAACGUCCUGUUAGACCAGCAGAUGAUGACGCAAAUGGCCUCAAUGUCUAAAAAUACAUUGAGUUUGGAAAACCCUCAACUAAACCAAAAUUUACUUAUGCAGAUGGCAGGUGGGAUGCAAGACCCUCAGAACACAGGAAAUGUGCUGAUGAAUUUGAUGUCUAAUUUGAACCAGAGUGUUCCAAACCAACAGGGUGGGCAGGUGGGCAGUAGUUCAAUGAUGCAAAUGAACCAGGAUGCUGAUCUAAAGCAAAAUCUAAAUACUCUACCAGAAUAUGCUGGUGCAUCACAGAACUAUGGAAAUGUUGGUUAUGAUCGUUCAGUGGAGGGAAAUUACCUAUCACAGGCUGACCCCUACGUCAGCCAGUAUGGUGAUAUUGCUGAAUCUGGGAUACACAAGGCAAAUGAACAGACACGUACACCAUAUUCUGAAUUGAGUUAUGAAUCUGGAAUGCAUGGUAGGAAAUGGAAUGAGUCGUCUUAUAGAAGCCCUUCAGCACAAGUCGCUGGUACUUCAAGAGAACGAGCACGUUAUAGAAGAGUUAGUCUGUCUCCUGAUUAUAUGGCACCUGCAUCAAACACCCGUGAGCUGUAUAAUUCGAAACAGUUCGAUUUACCUGAGUGGGGUGAUAGAGAGAGCGAUAUACUACAUAGUAAGCGCGCUAGACUGGACAUGGAUCACAUUCCACCACGCUACUCAGAAGACUACUAUCGUGAAUCACGCCAGCCAUAUGGGAGACGUACAGCUGACUUAUCUGAGGAUAUCAAAGACCGGCUUCGUGGGAGGGAUUCAUUCACAGUGUCUGCAAUUCUCAGUGAAUAUGCCGAUAGCCGGCCUUCAAAUUAAUUUGCACGAAAUCUAUGAAAAGUGGAAUGGAGUAUUACAAGUUCAAAUCCUUACAGAAAAGUCUGGCAAGAAAAAGCAGUGAACAGUCUACCUUGAUGUAUAUGAGCGAAUGGUCAUCAACCCUCCGUCAAACAGAGAGAGAGUAAAAGCACCAUCUUGCAGGGACAUAGCCAUGAGUACCAUCAUAGCUAGACUGUCUGCUUAGACUCGUUAGACAGAGAAACUGUAAUGUCAGAGUAUUAUAAAAAGGAAGGACUGAAAGACAGCAUUAUGCUAAGCAGUCAUUUUGUAUAACAGUAGCCAUAUUUUAGUAUAUAAGGAAAUGCUUUUGCUAAGAAGAUAUAAGUAAUGCUGACAUUUUAUAAAUUAGAAUUAUCUAUUAAACAAAAGGUUAGGUUGAUUUAAUGGAACAUGUUGUGAAACCGUUUACUGGGGAAGUACAGACUCAUCCCCAAGGACAGGAAGGAGGGGAGUAACCACAAGAGCAUCUACCAGAAAUCAAGGUUCCCUGUCUCUCAGAAAUGAUUCUUAUGUUUUGUCUGUGACAUAGAAGUGCUUGUGUAACCACCUUUUUAAACUAUAUAAGCCCUAGACAAAUAAACUAACGCAGUCUCAGUCUGCAGAACAUAA
Molecule: messenger RNA, 2991 nt
Organism: Pseudophryne corroboree (corroboree frog)
Lineage: Eukaryota; Metazoa; Chordata; Amphibia; Anura; Myobatrachidae
Exons: 17
Coding region: 235-2361 (708 amino acids)
Source: RefSeq, a predicted model, not a curated record